This is a messenger RNA of Camelina sativa (false flax), 774 nucleotides long. NCBI's taxonomy places the organism in Eukaryota, Viridiplantae, Streptophyta, Magnoliopsida, Brassicales, Brassicaceae. The record is from RefSeq and is a predicted model, not a curated record.
AUGGCUUUAGCUUUGUGCGCUGUACGCAGGUCAGCAUCUAAGUUUGCUUCCGUGUGUGGUGGUCGAGUCGGAGUUAUCUCCACCGUUGUGAACCGUCCGUCUCUAGCUCUCAACCCAUCACAGCUGCGUCCCUUCGCCUCUAGUAGCUCACACUACCCGAAGGUUAUUGAUCAUUUUAUCUCUGAGCAAACGCUUAUCCUCGAGAUUGACUCCCAGAUCAGAUUUGCUUCGCAAACCAAUGAUAUGGUUAACGAUGAAGAGGCGACUCCAGGAAGUUUACCUUUUAGAAUUGAAGAUGAUGGAGGUAAGACUGUGACAUUGACUAGAGACUACAAUGGGGAACACAUUAAAGUUGUAGUAGGCAUGCCUUGUGAAUCUCGUGAUGUUGGUGUUGUUGUUGAUGAUGAUGAUGAUGAUGAUGAUGAUGAUGAUGACGAUGAUGAAUUAAGGAUUCCAUUAACAGUGAAUGUUACCAAGAAGAGCGGACUCAGCCUCAAGUUUCACUGCAACGUUAUUGAUGGUCAUAUCGACAUAUAUAAUGUAUUUGUGGAUCAUUCGGGGGAUUCUUUGAAAGAUCAACUGCCGAAUACUGAAUGGUCGUCUGAUGAUUUCAAAGACGUGACUCAUAGUCUGGAGAAUGCGUUGUACAAGUAUCUGGAGACCAGAUUGACAAAAGACACAACGAAUUUUUUGUAUGAGUACAUGACGACGAACAAGCGACGCCAGUUGUUUUGGUUGAAGGAUGUCAAGAAGUUUUUGGUUGAUGCAAGUUAA